AUGGUCUGGUACGGAGUCAUUGCUUUGUCCACGCUAUACGAGCAUCCGAUUCAACAAAACCACUUUGAGCCGUUCGGCGACCCGGACAACGAGGACUUCUUCCAGCGUCAAGCCUUGGAAUGGUACGGACGCAGCCUACGGGCGGCGCAGAAUCCUGACUCGCGCAGCUCUCCGCUACUGACAUUGAACACUUUCAUUCUUGCUGGCGUGGAGAUGCUUCAGGGCAGACCAACAACUGGUCUCAAAUUGAUGUUCCAGGCUUUUCAGAUCAACCAGGGCGACGAAAAUGCCUGUUCAGCUGACAAGGAGAUUCUGGAAGCUGUCUUGCCGUACAUGUUCCGCAGUCUACUUCCUCUGUCUAUCUUUGGCUUCGAGCUAUCCGAGGACGUCAGAGCUCGUGCUAAGUUGCACCCCAACAAUAACGGUGCUUCGACAGAAGCGACUGUACUACGGAUGAUGACAGAGCUCUAUGACGUGGCUUAUCAGGUCCAACGCUUCUGCAAUUCUUCAUCCAUGAUCGCUCCGGAUGAUGCAGCGGAGGCACGACGGGAGACUUUGAUUGAACAAAUGUUUCAAUGGAGAUCGGCUGUGGAAGAGUCCGGAGUCAUGUCUUGUACCGGGGAACUACGAAGAUUUGUCUCGCAGCAACUGGUUGUCUGGAACUCCGCGGUUAUCCGCUUGAGGUGCUUGUGGGAAACCUCUCUAGGCGUUUUCGACACCCACGAAGAGCAUUUUCAAAACAUCGUCGACGAAGCCGCCAGAUGUCUGGCUUUCAGUGACAUCAGCGAGCGCAAAAUUCCUUUCGAUAUCGCCGUUGUGCCAUGUCUAUUCUACGCGACCUGGGCUUGCCGUAAGCCGAGCAUUCGAAGGAAGGCACUAUCGCUACUCAAGGACCGCGCGCCCCGCGAAGAACAUCUCUGGACUGCCGAUGCCUGCAUUCAUGUCAUGCAGUCAGUGAUCGCAGCGGAAGAAGGCACCGACGGUUUUGUGCCAGAAAUUAAGAUGGUCUAG
Molecule: messenger RNA, 1011 nt
Organism: Cyphellophora attinorum
Lineage: Eukaryota; Fungi; Ascomycota; Eurotiomycetes; Chaetothyriales; Cyphellophoraceae
Exons: 2
Coding region: 1-1011 (336 amino acids)
Source: RefSeq, a predicted model, not a curated record